This is a messenger RNA of Cryphonectria parasitica EP155, 1860 nucleotides long. RefSeq lists its product as uncharacterized. Lineage: Eukaryota; Fungi; Ascomycota; Sordariomycetes; Diaporthales; Cryphonectriaceae. Gene Ontology annotation, cellular component: cytosol; cytoplasm. Gene Ontology annotation, biological process: glutaminyl-tRNA aminoacylation; translation. Gene Ontology annotation, molecular function: glutamine-tRNA ligase activity; ATP binding. Bases 1 to 1860 code for a protein of 619 amino acids. The transcript has 7 exons. The record is from RefSeq and is a predicted model, not a curated record.
AUGGCGGAAGCUAUCAUCGAACCGACUGCCAAACUGCAGCUUGACGAGGAGACUGGUGAGAUGGUGUCCAAGAAUGAGCUCAAGAAACGCUUGCAGAAGCGGGCCAAGAAGGCUGCUACUGCUGCGCUGCGCAACGUCAAGCCAACGCCGGCGUCAAAAACGACACCAGCAAAUACUGUCAAGCCCGAGGAGCACAUUGAAGACCCCGAUACCAUGUUCAAGCAGGGCUUCCCUGCCGAUGUCUACAAGCUGCGCCCGUCAAAAGACGUGGUGACGCGGUUCCCGCCCGAGCCGAAUGGCUACCUCCACCUUGGGCAUGCCAAGGCAAUUGCCGUCAACUUCGGGUUUGCUAGACAUUUAUGGCGGCAAAACAAUCCUCAGGUACCAUUCGAUGAUACAAACCCCGACGCUGAGAAGGAGGAAUACUUUGUCGCAAUCAAGGAGACGAUUCGAUGGCUGGGAUUUACGCCAUCCGAGAUCACCUACGCGUCUAACACUUUCAGCGAAUGUCAGCGAAUGCCUGUCUGCCACUGCAACGACGUCGAAACCAAGCUGCAGCGCGGUGGCGAGGAAGGCUCAAGUCCGCGGUAUCGAUGCGAGCAUGCAAAGCACGACGUCGAGACAAACCUCAACAAGUUUCGCGGUAUGCGGGAUGGCGAGUAUGCACCUCAGACAGCUUGGCUCCGCAUGAAACAGGACAUCGAGAACCCCAAUCCCCAGAUGCGGGACAUCGCAGCCUACCGGAUCCCUAAGAACCAGGAACUGCACUUCAGGACGGGCACCAAGUGGCAGAUAUACCCAACCUAUGAUUUCGCACACUGUUUGUGCGAUAGCUUUGAAGGCAUCACCCACAGCUUAUGUACCACCGAGUUCAUCAUGUCGCGGGAGAGCUACGAAUGGCUGAACCAGCUCCUGGUUAGCUUCCAGCCUAUGCAGCGCGAGUACGGCCGCCUGAAGCUGAACGGCACGGUCAUGAGCAAGAGAGACUUAAGAGCUCUGAUAGAAACAGAGACGGUCCGCGGCUGGGAUGAUCCACGCCUCUACACCCUCAAGGCAAUUCGUCGACGAGGCAUCCCCCCUGGGGCGCUUCUCUCGUUCAUUCAUGAACUUGGCGUGACGACAGCAACGACCUCCAUAGACAUCAAACGCUUUGAGCAGUCUGCCCGACGUUAUCUCGAACUGACUGUCCCCCGCCUCAUGCUUGUCCUCGAUCCUGUGCCGCUAGUUAUCGAAGACGCCGAGGAACUGGAUCUCGACAUUCCUUUCUCGCCCAAGGACCCCAGGAUGGGCUCCCACAAGAUCAGGCUUACCAAAAGAGUCUAUAUAGACCGCUCCGACUUUCGUGAGAUCGACAGCAAGGACUAUUUUCGCCUCGCCCCAGGCAAGACUGUCGGGCUCUUACAGAUGCCAUACCCUGUUAGGGCCGUCUCUUUCACGAAGGAUGACACCACGGGGGCCGUCAAAGAGAUCAGGGUGGUCUUCGACAAGGACGGCAAGAAGCCCAAGACCUAUAUUCAGUGGGUGCCCGAAGGCUCUCCUAACGCCGAGGUGCGCAUCCACGCGUCUCUUUUCAAGUCAGACGACCCCAAGUCAGCGCCUGGAGGGUUCAUGAGCGACAUCAAUCACAACAGUGAGACCAUUUGGCCAAAUGCUAUGAUUGAGACCGGCUUUUACGAAGCGCGCAAACGGGCACCGUGGCCGGAGGCGGAGGGGAAGAAGACCGGGGAAGUCAGGCCUGGAAGUGUUCGAUUUCAGGCUAUGCGUGUUGCAUACUUUGCCCUUGACUCAGACAGCACAAAUGACAAAAUUGUACUGAACCGUAUUGUGGCAUUGAAGGAGGACUCAGGAAAGAAUAGCUAA